Molecule: messenger RNA, 1101 nt
Organism: Lactuca virosa
Lineage: Eukaryota; Viridiplantae; Streptophyta; Magnoliopsida; Asterales; Asteraceae
Source: the annotation of a GenBank genome assembly
AUGAAAACAAGCAGCCUGUUUCUUGUCGAUCUACUUGUUUGGUUCUUGGUUUUGGGAAAUGUGUUAUCCAAUGAUUAUGGUACUUUUAACAAACUUGUAUUGCCCCCAAAUGUCACAGGUCCUGCAUCCGCUGCCUUAGACCGUGGAGGUAAAGGUCCCUAUGUAGCAGUCGCAGAUGGUAGGAUCCUAAAAUGGCAAGGCCCCACAACCGGCUUCCUUGAUUUUGCCUACACUUCACCUAACAGGACGAAGAAAUUGUGUGAUGGUAUAAACGAUCUGAAAUUAGGACCAAUAUGCGGGAGACCAAUGGCUCUUAGCUUCAACUAUAAAACCAGUGAUCUUUAUAUCACCGAUGCUUUUUUUGGUCUCCUUGUUGUGGGAUUCAAUGGUGGGCUAGCAACUCAACUUUCCAGUGGUUUCAAGUACCUUUUUGGUAUCGAUGUUGAAUCAUACACCGGAAAUGUUUAUGUGGUUGACGCUAGCUUGACUUACAACAUAAGAGAUAUGACAAAACCAGGGUUUAAGCCUGACUCAACUGGAAGGCUCUUGAAAUACGAUCCAAGAACUCAACGGGUAACCACUUUGUUAAGUGGACUCUCUGGAGCAGGUGGUCCUUCGGUUAGUAGUGAUCGAAAAUAUGUUUUGGUUCCAGAGGCUGCAAAUGAUGGAGAGUUUUGGGUGGCAGUAGAGAAACAAGUUCAACAUUCCCCGAUGUUGAGUGAACCUCAAGGGAUAAGGGUGAAUGGCUCUGCAACAGUGGUCCAAACCGUGCCUCUUCCCCAUUUCUUUAACAUGGCUCUCGAUGUGGUUCAGGAGAGCAAUGAUGCGCUAUAUGUGGUUCGAGUGACACUGGUUUUGUUGGUGUUUACACAAACUAGAGUCUUGUUACUAGACAUGGUUGGCAAGAACUCAUUAGGAAUCGAUGCUCAAGUAAAAGAAACGGCACCAGAUAUGACAACUUUGAUGAUUUUAUCCCUUUUCGAAAGUCUCCAAAGCUAUAACGAUACUCUUGCAACAUGCCAAUCCGAGCUAGAAGCUGCAAAGUUAGAAGUUCAGAAGUGGCUUGCUUCAUGUUGCUCAAAUGCAGAUAACUUAAUGUAG